This is a messenger RNA of Thlaspi arvense, 720 nucleotides long. The record is from the annotation of a GenBank genome assembly. NCBI's taxonomy places the organism in Eukaryota, Viridiplantae, Streptophyta, Magnoliopsida, Brassicales, Brassicaceae.
GACAUGGCGGCGAGUUUCGAGAAAUUCGAACCCAUAUUCGGAGAAGUCGUACCCGAACAUUCGGAUUCGGGUUCGGGUCUUCUCCGGCGAUGCCUCUUCCACGUAUACGCUUCCGAUUCGCUUCACCUCACCGUCCAUGUAACGGACUUCGUCUCAGGCGUCUGGACGAAGAUCCUCUCCGUCUCGCAGCUAGACGAUAUGAGGGAUGCUGUGGGGAUUGGUGGCUCGUGGUCUGAGUUCCUCGAUUACACUGUCGCGUCCUUGAAAUCGGACAAUGUGAAGCUUCUCCUGGGAGAAAAUUCCGUUUCAAGUGGUGUGGCGACUGGGCGAUUAGUGUCUCAGAAGGCUAAAGGGAUGCCUCGCAUAAUGAUUCCUGUAACGAAGAUGGUGGACACAUCUGCUAGUGAGGCAAUGGCAAAUCUGUCUUUUGAGUUGUUCAGAGCCUUCAAGAGCAAGCAGCACCUACAAGGGGAAGUGAGCUCUUCAGCUGCAACAACUGAUGAAAAGGACAAGAGAGACGCUACCCAUAACCAAGUGGAACGAUACUCCUCUGGAAAACUAGAUGUUAUGGCUCCAUCAACAGAUAACCGGCAAGACUCUCCCGCCAAGCAAUCUACCAGAGAAGGUAACACAACGAAACCGGCUAAACGAGUACCUGCUCACCGGAGAAACCGUAAACGGGGUGCCCUUCUGCAGGAUUCAGAAGACGAGGAUGGCUAA